Cebus imitator (Panamanian white-faced capuchin) is the source of this 3537-nucleotide messenger RNA. It is a transcript of the gene FBXO40, whose product is annotated as F-box protein 40. The record is from RefSeq and is a predicted model, not a curated record. The transcript is spliced from 5 exons. NCBI's taxonomy places the organism in Eukaryota, Metazoa, Chordata, Mammalia, Primates, Cebidae. Gene Ontology annotation, cellular component: cytoplasm. Gene Ontology annotation, molecular function: zinc ion binding; ubiquitin protein ligase activity; protein binding. Bases 240 to 2369 code for a protein of 709 amino acids.
UCCAGCACAGCUGGGCCAGCCACUUGCACAUGCAGGAAUCUGAGAGGCUUCUCUAGCCUUGAAAAUGAUCCUUCUUAAAAAGAUUUUCCUCCUUCCUCAAGGGAUAGAAAACCUAUUGCUGAUGCACCCUGGCCAUCUCCCGGCAAUCUGCUUACUUGCAGUGAAGGGUUCAGGUGCAAGCAGAUGCUGACUCAGCCCGUUCUAUUAAGAGCUAAGAAGCAAGAAGAAAUUGGGGCGCCAUGGGGAAAGCACGCAGGCCCUCACCAGGGCAGCACAGGCAUUGCGAGGGGUGCUUCAACCGUCACUGCUACGUUCCUGUGGAACCCAACAUCUCCUGCCUGGUAAUAAGCUGCCACUUGCUCUGUGGUGCCACCUUCCACAUGUGCAAAGAGGCAGAGCACCAGCUCCUCUGUCCAUUAGAGCAGGUUCCCUGCCUCAACUCCAAAUAUGGCUGUCCCCUGUCCAUGUCCCGCCACAAGCUGGCCAAGCACCUGCAGGUGUGCCCCGCCAGUGUGGUCUGCUGCUCUAUGGAGUGGAACCGCUGGCCAAACGUGGACUCUGAAACCACCCUUCAUGAGAACAUUAUGAAAGAAAACCCCAAUGAGGAGUGUUUGGACACAGCCCUGGCCCUGCAGGACCAGAAGGUCCUCUUCAGAUCCUUGAAAAUGGUGGAACUUUUCCCAGAAACUAGAGAGGCCACUGAGGAGGAGCCAACUAUGAAUGGUGAAACCAGUGUGGAGGACAUGGGAGGAGCAGUGGGUGGAUUGGAUGUCAGUUUGGUACCACAUGAUUUGUCAGCAACAAAUGAGGAGAUGGCAGAGCUAAGUCAAGAAGAACGGGAGAUGCUAGCCAAAACCAAAGAAGGGAUGGACCUGGACAAGUUUGGCCAGUGGGAAAAUAUUUUCAGUAAGGAGCAUGCAGCCUCUGCUUUAACAAAUUCAUCAGUGAGCUGUGAGAACAAGAACAAGAACGGCCCAGAGAAAGAACAGAUUUCCAGUGGCAAUAGCAUGGUAGAAGAAGAGGGCGUUCCCAAAAAGAAAGAACCACAGGAGAAUCAGAAGCAGCAGGACAUUCAUAAAACCGUGGAAACCAUGGGGCUUGCCCCUUGGCAGGAUGGUGUUCUGGAAAGACUGAAAACAGCUGUGGAUGCAAAGGACUAUAACAUGUAUCUAGUGCACAACGGGCGGAUGCUGAUUCACUUCGGUCAGAUGCCUGCUUGUACACCUAAGGAGAGAGACUUUGUUUAUGGCAAGCUUGAGGCUCAGGAAGUUAAGACUGUGUACACCUUCAAAGUUCCUGUGAGCUACUGUGGAAAGCGAGCUCGACUUGGAGAUGCCAUGUUGAGUUGUAAGCCCAGUGAACACAAGGCAGUGGAUACUUCAGAUCUGGGGAUCACUGUGGAGGAUCUGCCCAAAUCAGAUCUCAUCAAGACCACCCUCCAGUGUGCUUUGGAAAGAGAACUCAAAGGCCACGUCAUCUCUGAAUCCAGAAGCAUUGACGGACUAUUCAUGGAUUUUGCCACACAAACAUACAACUUUGAGCCAGAACAGUUUUCCUCUGGGACAGUGCUGGCUGACCUAGCCCCUGCCACCCCAGGGGGACUCCACGUGGAGCUCCACAGUGAGUGUGUGACCAGGAGGCACAACAAAAGCAGCUCUGCCUUCACUUUCACUUGCAACAAAUUCUUCAGGAGGGAUGAGUUCCCCCUGCACUUCAAGAAUGUCCACACAGACAUUCAGUCGUGUCUCAAUGGCUGGUUCCAGCAUCGAUGCCCUCUUGCCUACUUGGGGUGUACAUUUGUUCAAAACCAUUUCCGUCCCCCAGGGCAAAAGGCAAAAGUAAUCUAUAGUCAGGAGCUCAAGACCUUUGCCAUUAAGCCAGAGGUUGCUCCAGAGCUGAGUGAGGGAAGGAAGAACAACCAUCUUUUGGGCCAUGGAGGAAAAAGUCAGAAUUCUCUAACCAGCCUGCCCCUGGAGAUUUUGCAGUACAUUGCUGGGUUCUUGGACAGCGUCAGCCUGGCCCAGCUCUCCCAGGUGUCUGUGCUGAUGAGGAAUAUCUGUGCCACUUUGUUACAAGAGAGAGGGAUGGUCCUCUUGCAAUGGAAGAAGAAGAGGUGUUCCCAUGGAGGCUUCUCCUGGAGAGUCCACAGAGAAAUCUGGCAGUUCAGCAGCCUUUUCUCCAAAAUCAAGAGCUGGGAGUUUAAUGAAGUCACCUCCAUGUCUGAGCACCUGAAGUCUUGUCCUUUCAACAUUGUAGAGCACAAAACUGACCCAAUUCUUUUGACCAGCAUGUGUGAGCCACGUGAGCAGGCCCGAGAGAGCUUAGUCUCCACCUUCAGAAUCAGACCACGAGGAAGAUACGUCUCCUAAAAAUUCAGAUGUCACCCAAUGCACCAUUCUUGGAUUUCUUCUCAGAGGUCCUGAAGUAGGACAGAGUGUGGUUUUGAGAACUCCCUUCUGUAAACUGUCUAUUUGCUUAUCAGGGUGUAUUGGAACAUGCAGUGUCCUUCAAAACCUCAACACGAGGCCUAAGAAUUCCCUAAGACAUGGCCUAUACCAUAGUGCCAUACUGAUGAUUUGUUUCCUUUUUUUUUUUUUCUUUCUUUCUAAAAUAGAUUGGUCUGAGAAGAAAGUAAGUAAUUUGAGGCCAUUUGGAAGAUGGACCCAAUUUCUUAAGAGAUGAGAGAGCCACAAAAUUCCAUAACCAGUACAGGCCUGUGCUUUUACAUGAACUUUUUUGCUUACAAAGCACUUUCAAAUUUGUGGGACAGUAAAUGCAGGAUGGGACUAAGGUGCAGAGAGUUACUCCCCAGAGAACACAGAGUGAAGGUAGCACAGCUUGAAGGCUCUGGAGCUGUGUCUAUUUUGACAGUCAAGUCUGGGGCUCGUUUUAGUCAUCCUACUGCCUCUAAGCCAGAGAGGCACAGCCUGACAUAACAGAGCCCCUGGCUGAGCAUGGCAGCCUCAAAGACACCGCAGGCCAAAACAUGAGAGGCAGAAAUGAGGUCACAGAAUCUGUUGUUAGAAUCUUGGCAACAUACAGCAGGAAAGCCUUGAGAAAUGGGGCGUCCAAAGGAGACACCACAUUUAUGGAGAACCUUAGGACAAAAAGCCACAAGCCUACUUUGUAACAUCUUAAUGAUGACUUAGGAGUCAAUAUUUUUUUUCUUCUGAAAAUUAUGUUCUACGUCUGAGUUAGGCAGAACAUAGGCAUGGCCCCUGGGCACCCUGUGCUAUCUGAAAUGACCUCAAUACACUAACGCCAACCUCGGUGUCAUGCCAGAAUGCACAGGGUAGCCCAGGGAGACCAUGCCUUUGGCAAAGUGCAGCCAAGGCCCACUGUAGUUCCUAUGGCACCAGUCACCAGCUCCUAGACCCCACUUGGGUAGCUACUGGGGUCUUGGAGACAAAGACAUGUGAAUAUAGUGGCUCCCUGAAAUUACUACUACCCGUCCAUAUUGCUGGCCAUGCAUUCAGUCUGACAAAAAUGGAUGAUACUGCUGUUUUUGGUAUCAAACAGUGAAUAUUCAUAAGAACA